This is a messenger RNA of Thermothielavioides terrestris NRRL 8126, 2334 nucleotides long. RefSeq lists its product as uncharacterized. Lineage: Eukaryota; Fungi; Ascomycota; Sordariomycetes; Sordariales; Chaetomiaceae. The transcript has 3 exons. Bases 223 to 2112 code for a protein of 629 amino acids. Gene Ontology annotation, cellular component: nucleus. Gene Ontology annotation, molecular function: ubiquitin protein ligase activity; nucleic acid binding; zinc ion binding. Gene Ontology annotation, biological process: ubiquitin-dependent protein catabolic process; mRNA processing; protein ubiquitination. The record is from RefSeq and is a predicted model, not a curated record.
AGCAUCGAGCAAGUUCUCUUUUGCCUAGGAAGAUCCCGAAGAGCAGAGAGACAGCCAAACAGCACAUCACCUGCUUCCCCCUUUCACCUGCAAGAUAGGCUUCGAAACACCUAAUCCCACUCGCAGCGUCCGCUUCGGGCGCCUUGUCUUCGUUGGCAUCUGUCAACCACCCAGCGCCUUUCAGCAAGACCACUGUGAAGCGCAAGCUCGACGCCAUCCACCAUGGCUUCCUCGGUCUUCUUCAAAUUCAAGUCGCAGAAGGAACCCACGCGCGUGGAGUUCGAUGGCACGGGCAUCUCUGUGUUUGAGUUGAAGCGUGAAAUCAUAUUGCGAAGCGGUCUCGGCGAUGGAACCGACUUCGACCUCGUGAUCUGCGCUGACGAGGGCAUGAAAGAAGUCUACGACGAUGAUACAACAAUCAUUCCCCGUUCGACCACGGUCAUCGCCCGCCGCAUGCCACCGAAGAUCCCCGGCAGAGGGGGUGCGGCGCGCUAUGUCUCCGGCAAGAUGCCUAUUCAUGCGAAGAACUCGUCGCGGCGGGAACAGAUCGCCAAGCCGAUCGCGAAGCCCCAGUCUAACACGCUGGCACAACUAAGCAGCGCAAUGACCGAAGAGGAGAAGAUGGCGGCGGUCUUCCAGGCACAGACCGAAAACUUCACUUCUCGCGAGGAAGAGAUGGCCACGCAACAAUACGUUGCGAAGGGAGGCCCUAAAAAACCAGCCAAUGUCCCCGACCAUGAUCCUCCCCAGGGCUACAUUUGCUACCGCUGCGGCGAGAAGGGCCACUGGAUCCAGCUCUGCCCGACCAACGACAACCCCGAAUACGACAAUCGCCCACGCGUCAAGAGGACGACCGGCAUCCCCAGGUCGUUCCUCAAGACGGUGGACAAGGCGACAGCGCUCGGUCACAACGCCGACGGCGAUGACUCAAAGGCGCCAUCUGGCAUCAUGGUCAAUGCGGACGGAGAGUUCGUGAUUGCUGAGCCCGACAAGGCGUCCUGGGAGCAGUUCCAGGCCAAGGCCAAGGCGAACCCUGCCGCGCAAAAGGCCGCUGCCGAGGAGGACAAGGAAGUCCGGGAGCGAGGCUUGGAGUGUCCCGUCGACAAAAAAAUGUUCAUAGAGCCAAUGAAGACUCCCUGUUGCGAGAAGACGUAUUGCAAUGAUUGCAUCACUAAUGCUCUCAUUGAGAGCGACUUCGUCUGUCCGGGCUGCAAGACCGAGGGCGUCCUGAUCGACGAUUUGAAGACGGACGAGGAGGCCGUCGAGAAAAUCAAGGCGUUCCUUGCCGAGAAGGACGGUAAAGCCAAGGAAGGAUCAGGGAGUCCAUCGGCAUCGAAGACGACAGAAGACGCCGACGGUGACGACGCUGCCGAGAGCAACAAGAUCGAGCCGACAAAGACAAAGUCAAAAUCACCAUCACCUGCCCCGGCAGCGGCACCGGCAACUACUUCUACCCCGCAAACCGCCGCGUCGACGCCCGCCCCGGGAGAGCAGACUCAAGUGUCGAAGAAACGUCCGGCCGAGGACCCUUUGGAGAACCCCAAGAUCCCUAAAGCACCGAAAGCGAUGCAGCAGGCGCAGGAAGCGCAACAGCAGAACAUGAUGAACUCGAUGAUGGGCAGCAUGCCGACCAUGGCAGCAGGCAUGGCCGGGAUGGGCAGCAUGCCCAUGAUGUGGUACCCUGGCGCGGCCAUGAUGGACGGCGGCUUCGGCGCCAUGGGCGGCAUGCCCAACAUGAACAUGGGCAUGCUGAAUCCCAUGAUGAACCCCAUGAUGGGCAUGGCCGGCGGCUUCGGCGGCAUGAACAGCCCCAACGGCAACAACGGAUGGGGCGGGCCAGGCGGAAACAUGGGCGGCAUGAAUGGAGGUGGUGGCGGGCGCAUGAACGGCAUGGGAAUGGGAAUGGGAAUGGGUAUGGGAAUGGGCAUGGGCAUGGGCAUGGGCGGCUACGGCGGCGCACAGAAUUUCCAACAGCAACAACAGCAGCAGCACAAGAGCUUCGCGCACCAGCCCGCCGACGAGGACAGCGCCUACUUCCGCAAGCCGGUCAACCCGCACCGGCACCAGAACCGGCAGCGCCGCAUCCGGCCCAGCGAUUACAGGGAGCUGUGAGACAGACAGACACACACACAGAGAGAGAGCGAGAAGGCAGCCGAGCCGGGGCCUUGUUGUCGCGAGCUUGUUGUUCCUUUUGACGACCGGCCGGGACCGAUCAGACGACCACCCACCCCCCGCGCUCUGCUCUGUUCUCGGAUCUGUUUUGGGAUUUAUUUCGCCAAGACCAUCACACCAUCUCCCACGUACAUACUCAACGUACUCGCCCACCGUGAGCAG